CGUUCGUUCGCAGACGCCGCCUGGCCGCGCCUGGAACUUCUCAGACGGCUGCUGUCACUUCUCCAAGUUUCACCAAACCGGGCGCGGGGGCUCCUCCUCCCCAACGCCCCCCUCCGCCCCUCAAACCUGCGCUCCGGGAAGGGCGCGUGCGCCCUGCGCGUCCCUUUGGCGCCCCUUCUCCCAGGUGCGGGGCCCGCGCUCCGCCGGCCGCCCAGCAUCUCCUUGCCCACUUGGGGGACGGCCCGAGGAUGCAGCACCGAGGCGUCCUCCUCCUCACCCUUCUCGCCCUGCUGGCGCUCACCUCCGCGGUGGCCAAAAAGAAAGACAAGGUGAAGGGCGGCCCGGGCAGCGAGUGCGCCGAGUGGACCUGGGGCCCCUGCACCCCCAGCAGCAAGGACUGCGGCGUGGGUUUCCGCGAGGGCACCUGUGGCGCCCAGACACAGCGCAUCCGGUGCAGGCUGCCCUGCAACUGGAAGAAGGAGUUUGGAGCGGACUGCAAGUACAAGUUUGAUAGCUGGGGCGCGUGUGAUGGGGGCACGGGCACCAAAGCCCGCCAAGGCACCCUGAAGAAGGCUCGGUACAAUGCCCAGUGCCAGGAGACCAUCCGCGUGACCAAGCCCUGCACCCCCAAGACCAAAGCCAAGGCCAAAGCCAAGAAAGGGAAGGCAAAGGACUAGAGGCCAGACUGGGAAGCCCAGGAGCCCCGGCCUCACCUGGGGCCCCGCCAUGGGCGCCCUCCCAUGGGCCGAAGAUGGAACCCACCAGUGCCUUUGUCUAUGCUUAGCUUUAUCAAUCACGCCCUGCCUCUUCCCUGUCCCUCCCCCACACACCCCCAAGUGCCCAAAGUGGGGAGGGACAAGGGAUUCUGGGAGCUCCCCCCCAAGGGAUUUGACUCCCACCACCCCCUGUUGUCCCCCCCUCUAUGAAAUGUUACUAAGAAAACAAAUAAACCAACUUUUCCCAAUAAAAUCUUUCUUUUUU
Molecule: messenger RNA, 981 nt
Organism: Oryctolagus cuniculus (rabbit)
Lineage: Eukaryota; Metazoa; Chordata; Mammalia; Lagomorpha; Leporidae
Gene: MDK
Product: midkine
Molecular function (GO): growth factor activity
Source: RefSeq, a predicted model, not a curated record